Nilaparvata lugens (brown planthopper) is the source of this 9541-nucleotide messenger RNA. RefSeq names its product dentin sialophosphoprotein. NCBI's taxonomy places the organism in Eukaryota, Metazoa, Arthropoda, Insecta, Hemiptera, Delphacidae. The record is from RefSeq and is a predicted model, not a curated record. The coding region runs from base 225 to 6830 and encodes 2201 amino acids. Gene Ontology annotation, molecular function: mRNA binding; protein binding. The transcript is spliced from 7 exons.
CCUGCAUUUUCCUUCAGUACAGUUUUAGUAGUACGCGCUCCACUGAUAACAAACGUCUGCGUUGGACACGAGUAAAUGUAAACAAAAGUUUGAUUUUUUUGUGUAAGAUCUGGUGAUAGAUUAUUGCGAAACUGGCUGUAACUGAAACGAAGUGCGACGGUCCCUGUGGCUCGAUUGUAUAAAUAGACUUUUCGAAACCGAGACGGCUGUCCUCCUACUUAAAUAUGGUAGGUGGCAGUCCUGGAGCUACAGCUUUAGCUAUCAUACUGCUAUUGGCCACCUUUGCUAAUGCUGGACCAAUAAACCGUAAAUGGCAGAAGAGGAGUGUUGGAGAUUUCAAUUCUACCGAUAGUAUAUUUUCUCAAGGCGUGGGUGGCGAGUGCGUGACAGAGCAUGGCGUGUACCAUGGAGGGGAGAGCGUGCCGAGUCCGGGGCCAUGUGAGACGUGCACGUGUCGGCCGCCAACUGUCUUCUGCAGCAUGGUGCGAUGCCCCAUCAACCCCGGAUGCCGCACCAUACAGCGCUCCAACCAGUGCUGUCCUGACUAUAGAUGUGAAUGCGAACACGACGGCAAGACAUACAACAACGGAGAGAAGAUAGUGAUGCCGGAUCAGCCAUGCCAGGUGUGCUACUGCAAGGGAGGGGAGGUGAUGUGCACCUCCAUCACCUGCUACCAUAGGGACGACUGUCAGCCCACCUACAUUCCCGGCCAGUGCUGUCCCAAGUACGACCAUUGUCCGCCCCUCGACUCAAAUGACAAAAAGUCAUCAGACACGUCUGGCACAUCAGUGAAAACGUCACGCAGCUCAAACAGCGGUGGCUACAAGCGUGAAAUGCAGCCAUGGCUGCUCACACAGUCGGCCAACAAAGACCACACCAGCGAGCACACGCGCGCCUAUCAAGCAGCUACGCCCACUGACUCGCAAGCCACGCCCACCGACAUGCAGGCCACGCCCACCGACUCGCAGGCCACGCCCCAGCUGGCUGACAAGAGGCCCAACACCGUCAUUUUCACUGAGAUGACCGCCGAGGAGGUCAAGACUAAACUGAAGUCUGAUGCCGACGCUUAUGAGAGUGCUAGGAGUAAGGGGGAGGGGGGAAGUGGUGGGAAAGUGGGGGGAGUUGACGGUGAGGGGAAAGGGGAAAAUGAUGUGAAGGGGGGUGGAAAUGGUGGGAAGAAGGAUGAAAGCGAAGGAAGUGUAAAGGAAAAUGAUGGUGGAAAAGAAGGAAAUGUAAAUGAAAGUGAAACUAGAGGUGCUAAUGAAGAAAGUAAUAAAGAUGGGCUUGUUGAAAAUGUAGAUAAAGAGGGUGGAAAUGGAGAUGAAAAAAGUGAAAGUGUAGAUGGAAAUAGUAAAGAUGGAAGUGAUAAAAAUGUGAUGCUUGUAAAUGAGGAAAAUACUGAUAAAAAUGAGGAGAAUACAGGUACAAAAGUUAUGGAUGAAUUUAGAGAUAAUACAGAAUCCACUACUGAUGGUUAUGGUGAGACCACCUACAUCACCACAAAUGACCACAAAGAGUCGACAACCGAUUUUUCAACCUACAACCCUGAAAUCAGUGAUAAAACGAUUAUAGACGAGAGUACCAACCCCAUCGAUUUAGAGGACAACUUCAUUCUGAACGAUGCCUCCACACUGUACAACGUUGUGCCUCAGGAUAACACGGAGAGCACCCUGGGAUCUAGAGGCUUCACAACUGUGGGUGAGGAUGAGACAACUACUGGCUCACCUGAUUCGAUGGAGUUUAUCAGUACAGGAGUGACUGACAACCAGGAUAUGGGUCAGUUCAGGGACUAUGUGAGUGAUGGCUUGGAGGUGAAUGAGUUCUCGACUAGAGGGUUGGAGGAUGAGAUGUCUACUGAGGGUCCUACUACUGAGGUGGGGAUGGGUGAGGAGAAAAGUGGGGUGGCCACGACAACCCCCACAAUUGUCUACCCCACAAGUACCACCGAGAGUUCCCUGAAUACUUUGGAACCCACUGUAGGGGCACAUGUAGUUUCUGAGGAUGGCAAACAGGUUGUUGAAGAUGGACAUUUGGAAAAGGAAACUAGUGAGACUAAAUCACCCAACAAAGCUGAGAAUGUGGGAGAAGGAACAAAAUCAUCCACUGAGGAAACGUUGGAUAGAGAAGUGACAAGCUUUGUGACAGAAAUUUUUGGUGAAGAUGCUGAUGAAACUGACAGAGAGGAGAAGACUAAAAGAACACUUCUUCCAGAACGUUUGGACAGGAAAUACACAACUGCCAUCCAUCCGUCACAAGUGGCUCAUUACAUUGAUGAGAAGACAAAACUGGAUGAUUUCAGGCAACACAAUGAGAACAUGGAUAAAUCCAGGAAUAACGAGGUGACAGAAACCAAGUACGGUAUCAUCAAAUCUGUGUUUAUUUCCAACAAAGACAUGGAUUCUCUCACUGAGGAUGUGAAUGGUAAUUUGGAUGGAAUGGGUACUACCGGUUUGUCCACUCUGGAUAUUGAACAGAAUGAUGGGGAGAGAGUUAGCACAGAGAAAAUCAGUAGCAGUGAUGAAGUGGAAGCUGGGAAAGAUGUGGAAGUCAUCACAUCAGAUGUGGAAUCCAUGGAAGAUGACGGAACAAAACAGGGAACAAAGGAUAGUCUGAUAAAGAAGUGUGACCCCAAGAAGAAGCAGCCAAAAGCGAUAGGAUCAGGCUCAAAGAAGAAUGAGAUCGGUGUGGGGGAGAAAAAUAAGGUGAGGAAGGAUGUGGUGGAGGGGAAAGGGGCCGUUGGUGGUAAAGGAAUAGAAGGAGAGGAGAUGCAUAAAGAGGAAUUGAUGAAGGAGAAGGAGGUGAAGGUGGGGAAUAACAAUUCUAGUGAGGAUAGUUCUAGUUCUUCUAGUAGUAGUAGUUCUGAUGAUUCAAAACCUGAGAGUAAAUCUGAUUCAAGCGAUAGUUCGAGUAGCAGUUCUAGCUCAGAGUCUGAUGAUUCAAAAUCUAAGAGUAAAUCUAAGGAUAGUUCAAGUAGUAGCUCUAGCUCAGAGUCCGAUGACUCAAAGUCUAAAACCAAAUCUAAGGAUGAUUCAAGUGACAGUUCGAGUAGCAGCUCCAGUUCCAGCUCUGAGUCUGAUGAAUCCCAGUCAAAAACCAAAUCAAAGUCCGAUUCAAGUAGCAGCUCAAGCUCUGAUUCAGAUGAUUCAAAAUCAAAGGACGAAUCCAAAAAAGAUUCAAGUGACAGCUCCAGUAGCUCUAGCUCUGAGUCUGAUGAUUCGAAAUCAAAACAUAAAUCGAAGGAUGAUUCAAGUGAUAGCUCAAGUAGCAGUUCAAGCUCUAGCUCUGAGUCUGAUGAAUCAAAAUCCAAACAUAAAUCCAAGGAUGAUUCAAGUGAUAGUUCAAGUAGCAGCUCCAGUAGCUCCAGCUCAGAGUCUGAUGAUUCAAAAUCUAAGAGUAAGUCAAAGGAUGAUUCAAGUGACAGUUCAAGUAGCAGUUCAAGCUCUAGCUCUGAGUCUGAUGAUUCAAAAUCCAAACAUAAAUCGAAGGAUGAUUCAAGUAGUAGCUCAAGCUCUAGCUCUGAGUCUGAUGAUUCAAAAUCUAAACAUAAAUCUAAGGAUGAUUCAAGUGACAGUUCAAGUAGCAGCUCCAGUAGCUCUAGCUCUGAGUCUGAUGAUUCAAAAUCCAAACAUAAAUCCAAGGAUGAUUCAAGUGACAGUUCCAGUAGUAGCUCAAGCUCGAGCUCUAGCUCUGAAUCUGAUGAUUCAAAAUCCAAGGACAAAUCCAAGUCUGAUUCAAGCUCUAGUUCAAGUAGCUCAAGCUCCAGCUCUAGUUCUGAAUCUGAUGAAUCCAAGUCUAAAAUAAAAUCAAAGUCUGACUCAAGUGAUAGUUCCAGUAGUAGUUCAAGCUCUAGCUCAGAAUCGAAAUCUAAGAACAAAUCCAAGGAUGAUUCAAGUAGUAGCUCAAGCUCUAGCUCUGAGUCUGAUGAUUCAAAAUCUAAACAUAAAUCUAAGGAUGAUUCAAGUGACAGUUCAAGUAGCAGCUCCAGUAGCUCUAGCUCAGAGUCUGAUGAUUCAAAAUCCAAGAGUAAUUCAAAAGAUGAUUCAAGUGACAGUUCAAGUAGCAGCUCCAGUAGCUCAAGCUCUGAGUCUGAUGAUUCAAAAUCCAAGAGUAAGUCAAAGGAUGAUUCAAGUGACAGUUCAAGUAGCAGCUCCCGUAGCUCUAGCUCAGAGUCUGAUGAUUCAAAAUCCAAGAGUAAUUCAAAGGAUGAUUCAAGUGACAGUUCAAGUAGCAGCUCCAGUAGCUCUAGCUCAGAGUCUGAUUCAAAAUCCAAGAGUAAGUCAAAGGAUGAUUCAAGUGACAGUUCAAGUAGCAGUUCAAGCUCUAGCUCUGAGUCUGAUGAUUCAAAAUCCAAACAUAAAUCCAAGUCUGAUUCAAGUGACAGUUCCAGUAGUAGCUCAAGCUCGAGCUCUAGCUCUGAAUCUGAUGAUUCAAAAUCCAAGGACAAAUCCAAGUCUGAUUCAAGCUCUAGUUCAAGUAGCUCAAGCUCCAGCUCUAGUUCUGAAUCUGAUGAAUCCAAAUCCAAAAUAAAAUCAAAGACUGACUCAAGUGAUAGUUCCAGUAGUAGUUCAAGCUCUAGCUCAGAAUCGAAAUCUAAGAACAAAUCCAAGGAUGAUUCAAGUAGUAGUUCAAGUAGCAGUUCAGAAUCUGAAUCCAAAGGAAAAUCCAAGUCUGACUCAAGUGACAGCUCAAGCAGUAGCUCGAGUUCUGAAUCCAAAAACUCAAAAUCAAAAGACAAAUCCAAAUCAGAUUCAAGCAGCUCUUCAGAUUCAAGUGAAAGCUCAGAAUCGAAAGAAGAAUCAAAGAAAUCCAAGUCAGACUCAAGUGAGGAAAGUUCAAGCAGUUCAGAGUCUGACAGUUCCAAGUCUAAAAGUAAAUCCAAAUCAGACUCCAGUGACAGUUCCAGUAGUUCAAGUAGCAGCUCAGAGUCUGAUGAGUCUAAGGAAGGAAAAUCUGUGAGAAAGUCUAAAUCUGACUCCAGCUCAAGGAGCUCUAGCUCUAGCUCCAGCUCUAGCUCUGAGUCUGAAGAAUCCAAGUCUAAAACCAAAUCAAAGUCUGACUCAAGUGAUAGUUCAAGUAGCAGCUCUAGUUCUGAAUCUGAUAACUCUAAAUCUAAAGGGAAAUCAGAAUCAAGUUCAAGCAGUAGUAGUUCAGAGAGUAAUGAUAAAAAAUCAAAGGAAAAAUCUGAUUCAGACUCCAAGAGUCACUCCAAAUCAGGCUCUAGUAGCAGCUCGAGCUCUGAGUCACAUGAGUCCAAGAAGAAGUCAGACUCUGAUUCAAGUGAUAGCAGCUCAAGUUCCUCUUCUGAAUCCAAAGACUCCAAGUCACAACGGAAAUCGAAGUCAGACUCUAGUGAAAGUUCAAGCAGCAGUAGCUCAGAAUCCACUGAGCAGAAAUCUGGAGAUGAAUUGAAAUCAACUGGCAACAAAUCCAAGAAUGACUCAAGUUCCGACUCUAGUAGCUCCAGUAGUAGUAGUAGUUCUGAAUCAGACGAUAAGCCAAAUGAAAAAGAUGUGAAAACUAACGUUGAGAUUACAACUGAUAGCUCUAUUGUUGUAGAUUCAAAGCAUGAGGCACCUCAUACGGAGAAAGAUGGUUUAGUUGAUGAGGGGAAGGAAGGUGUUGUGGAUGGUGGCUCAAAAAAGGAUGAUCACAAUAUUGGAGAAACGAAUCAGAAAGGGAAAACAAAUAUUGGGAAAAGGAAACACAAGAUGACAUCUAAUUUGAUAAAAGAGAAGGAUGAUCUCAAGAACGGGCAGGAUCACAUGAAUGAGGAUGAUGUGAUUGUACUGGAUAUUACAAACAAUAAUAAGGAGACGGAUAAUAUGAAAACUGGUGAACCCACCACUUUUCACCUAGAUUUGUUCAAUUUGAACGAUGAUGAAGAUGAUGAGGAAGGAGAUUCAGGUAAAACGCGGAAAGGCUCCUCGAAACAAUCCCAACGACCCAUGAUCAAAGUUAUGGUGCAAAAUCGUAAGAACCUCAACAUAUCCAACUCUCAGAUAAUUUUGACACCAGCCGAUUUGAAGCUGUUAGCUGAGUACUUGAUCAACGAGAAGAUUAAACCCGCCGGUCAGAAUCAUGAAGAUGAUGAUAAGGAGGCGUCAAAAACUAACAGUAUUAUAACAAAGUCGUUGAUCAACAAUGGGGAUUUGACGAUGGUGUUGAAUAUCACGACUAUGAGUGAUGUGGGAGUGAGUAAGGAUGUCACAACUGAGGUGAACACUGUGACUGAGGGCUUUGAUCAGAAUGAGGUGGAGACUUUCAAGCCGUCAGAUCUGAUGAAGGAUGACAAGAAGUCGGAUAGAGUAGUUGUCGAUGAGGUGGAUUGUGGUGAUGGUACCUCAACUGCUUCAACAACUACUGUUGGUGGGGGAAAAGGAGAAACGAAGGAAGGUGUAACUGAAGACCCUUGUGAUGAAGAAGGAGAAGAAGCACACACUGAAACUGAAGUAGCGACAACUGAUCGGUCCCCUGAAAGCACAGAGCUCCCUGAUGUUCACACGACACUAUCAGACGACCAGAUUCUGAAAGGGUUGAUCGAUUUGAUGAGGAAAACAACGGAAUUAACGGACGAAGAAUCAACUACUAUCUACACGCAUAACGUGAACCCAGAAACGUCAACGGAAACCGUUGAAAAACGACCCGAAUCAACGACUAGACGAAAGUCGACGACGGACGCUACGAAAAACGAAAAUAAUGACGAAACUUCUUCGAGGAAAGUGAAGAUCACUGAUAACGAAGCUGGGAAGGAAUCGUAUACGGCGACGCUUGAUGAUAAGGAUUUGCAUUUGUUGAGGGAUUUCAUGAAGAAGCACUUGAAUAUCAAGUGAGGGGGUAGUUCUAGUCAAAAUUUGAGUUAGGGUCGUUAUUUUGCUGUUUUAUUGUCUUGGAGUUUGGGAAAAUUUCAUGAGUAUGUUCCUAGAUAUUGCUUAUUGUAGGACCAGUACUUGUUAUUUUAGAACCUUGACACUAAUAAUCCUCAAAAUUAUUUCAAUAUUGAUGAUCAUGAAAUGUGAGGCGUUUACUGUAGCUCAAAAUUGUCUCACAUUUAAAUCUGAUAAAUAGGACAGUUAUGAGAAAAGUAGUCUUGAUUGAAGUUAGAUACAGGAAUACACAUAUUAUGGAUGAUUUGUAUAUUAUAGAGAAAUAUUUAUAUUUGUAAGCUCGAUAAUAUUCCAAGUAUAAGAUCUGAAUUAUUUCUUUUUCGAAAAUAAGAUGAUUUCUAAGCAUCUUGAAUUUGUUACAAGCACAGAUAGAAUCAUUUAUUUUUGUGAUGUAACAUAUUAUUUAGAUCUAUUCUCUAAUAUUUCAUUAAAUUGAAUGUGAUUAACGCGAAAUUCAAUUUUAUUUUUAUUUGAAAAACAUACUUUUUUAUGAACCGACAACUAUAAUGAUAUAGGCUAAUCAAUUCCAGGCAGCAGCUACAUUAUGACUAUCAUUUUUUUAGAUUUGUCCUAAACAAAUCUUUUUAGAUUUGAGUGAAAUUUCAUUCAACUUUGUUUUUUUUCAAAAAACUUAUUCUAGUUUGAAUACGCGUUAAUAACCAAGUACUGUUUCUACAAUAAGCGUUUACAAUGGAGAGUUAUUUUUCAUUUUGGUAAUGAUGUAAAAUUUAAAAAUCUAAUUAUUUAAAGAGUGUGGGUAACGAAAUUGCGGAACCGUGAAGUUAGUUGUGAUAGAUUACAUUAAAAUGAUAAUAUUCCACUGAAAUUACCUCAUUGCAAAAUGAUAACAUAAUAUUAUUCUAAAUUAUUGACAAUAGGCUUUGAAAUAAAUUUCUAGAUUCUGUGACGUAUUCCAAAGAAGUUAUAAUUAUAAUUUUUUAUCCAAGAGCAAUAACUAAAAUAUCAAUUACAAUAAAUAACUGUUUUGAAUACUAGGUAACUUUUAAAUUCUGAAAAUAGUUUAGCUAUUGAUAGCUAUAUCAAUUAUAGUUCCAUUGUAAAAAAAUUGUAAGAUUUUGUUCAAUAUCAAGCAGAUAUUAAGCACUUUUGAAAGUUUCAGGCUAGAUACCCUAGUAUGUUCCUCAUUUAUUUAUUUUAGUAUAAAUAUUUGUUUUAACAACGCAAUCUAUAAUACUACAAUCAUAUUUUUUUCUAGUAAGUAUAAUUAAAAAAGAGCUCAAAUUAGUAUGUAUUCAACUACAAUACAGUAUUAUGAAAAUGCUUUAGCUUGGUAUCAUCAUUGCAUUAGAUAUUUUACAAAAUUUUCUGUCAUUCAAGACUCUUCAAUUUAAUAUUAUGAUUUUAAAAAAUUACGGUAACGUUCACUGACUUAAAUUCUAACCUUAUCUAUCUCAAGCUUUCAUGAACGCUGAUAGGAUAAUUUGAAUAUAUUAUAGCAUGUACCCUGAUGCAGAUUCUUAACUGUAUAUAGAUUGAUAAAAAAAUUGUAAAUUAUUUAUUUUAAUAUUUAUCUCUUCUCAAAUAAAUGUGUAUAAUGUAGAAGACGUAUGCAGAAUAGCUGUAUUGGUAGGUAAUACUAUAUUCUAUUGUAUCCACUGUGUAUUAUAAAUGACAGUAUUCUUUACUGUUUAUCGAUAAUUUAUUGAUAAUUAUCGUUUAAUGUAAAUAGUAUUAAAUUAUUGAAAUUUCGAUCAUAAUAAUUAAUUAUUUUAGUUUUAAUAAAGCAUUGACAACAAUAUUGCAAUUUUGGAAUACCUAUUCAAGAAAUUUUCCGUUCAAUAAAAUUCCUUGUUUAAAAAUUCAGAAUUUAGCUGUGUCCAUCCACUCAUUUCCAAAUAGGCAUAAAAACAAGAAAAUUAUUUUGAAAAUCAAUACGUUCCCAAUGAUUGGAAAUACAAUUAUUUAUUGUCUAGAAAUAGUAUUAAUCUAUUGUAAUAAAUAAUAUUGAAUAGUCUAAUCAAUAAAAAUUAAUGUUAUCUAUUUAAGUGAAUAUAUGGGUAUUAAAAUUUCAGUUCUCUUCAUUGAUUGAUAGACAGUAUUCUCUUUCAAGGUGAAAAGUGGAAAAAAUUAUUUAUUUUAAAUUUCUUGAAAUUAUAAAAUAUCUGAAUACUUAUUUAGUAUGGAACUCUUGACUUUCAUUACUCUGUGAUAAUAUUAUCAAUGUAGUAAUAAUUAUUAGAAUACAUAAGCCUGUAUUAUGAAUUCUGCAUAUUGCUUAAUCUUUAUUGAAAAAAAUCAUUAAGAUACCCUAGAAUGAGCUAUCAGUAAAUUCAAGGUUAGGCUACAUUGAAAAAUUUCAAAUUUUUCAACAGUUUUCAGUCUUAUUUUCGAAUUAGACUACUAUGAAUUCUUAUUAGAAAAAUUUCUUUCUCUAUGAGUAAAUAUAUAUUUUAUUCAAUACAGCUUUGAAAUGAAACUAUAUAAUUAUGUUAGUAGUGAUUCAACAAUAAAUGUUAUUCCUUUGCAAUUCUACAAUUUGAAGUAAAUAAUGUUCCAUUACAAAUAUUCUGAUUUCAUCUUAUUAGAAGUGUAACAAAUUAUGUACUAUAUGAGAUACAAGUAAUACAAAUGGAGCUGAUGUAUUCUGUAUAUUAUGUCAAACAAUAAAAACUAUGUUGGCGUUGUUAAUUUUUUCA